CCUUGAGGAUAUGGUGGUGGAUCAGCAGCCAGACAAGACAGCAAGAUAACAGCACAGCAUACAGCUUAAUGUCAAGGACUUUGGAGAGGAGAUAAACAUAUGCUACGACGAUUAUUAAUUAAAUCCGGGUUUUUGUGGCAGACCACGAGAGGGAAGCAGAUUCUGCUGUAACCGCUGUGUAUUUGGAAAGAAGACCUGAGGAAGAGCUCUUACUGGAAUCGCUUUGCCUUCUCGCUAACUAGCUAAUAUGCAACUCUGCGUGUGAAUUUGCACGAAAACAAGACUGCUGGAUAUAACAAGCCGGGGCUUGCAUUGACUUCCCUCCCCUUUCCUUUCUCAUUGUGAUAUCCACCUGCUCACAUGCAGCUAAAGUCAUGCCGGUCUUUCGUCUUGCAGAUAUAGCCGGUUAGCAAACUAGCUCGGAGGCUCGGCAGGUGAAAGCCGGGCACGCAGCGCUUCGGUUCUGCGUGAGACACAACGCCAUGCCGCUGGUUGAAAGAGGCCGAUUCGUAGAGCUGACUUCACCGAGCUAACGCUAGCUGCAAUUAGCAGGCCGCUGCAAUCAUCUUCAAGUCAGCUAAUUACACAAAGCCACAGGUGAACGGUGGAGAUCACCUUUCGCUUUCUUUCUUUGCUGUGCUUACUUGUAUAUAAGCUCCAUCUGCGGGGUGAGCCAAUACCCAGUAAUCUGCUAAUCGGCUAGCCCUUUAGUUAGACAGUAGCGUUAAUGCAAAGCCAUUUGUAGCGUUUUGGUUUUGCUGUUGUUUACAUUGUUAAGAAAAACAGACUGUUUUCUGUAGCUUACAGCUAGCUCGGGUGAGUGAUAAGGCUGUUUGUAAACGUGUAUAUAUAUAUAUUUUUGUUUCACUAAUACACGCAGUUUGAUACUUGUGUAUUGAGUAAUUUGCACUAGAUAGCCACAUGUACAUCACUACAGAUCAUAUCAUAUUCACUUUGUGGUGGCUUUAUUAUUUUUAAGCAUUAUCAGUGAAAGCAAAGUGAAUGAGCAGUACUCAUUUGAAUGGGGUUAUUUAGUCUGGGAUCUCUGCUGAAGCCUCCACAUGUAAACAAGUCUGAGUCAAGUGAGUGUCAGGUUCGCAUUAGUAUUUCUUUUUAACUGCACGUAAUCACCGAAUAUCCAGUUAAUCCUCUGAACGUUAUUUAUCCAUGUUGAAGCAGUUACUUUAAACCUGACACAGACAAAAACAAAAAACAGCAACAAAAAACCCAAAAAUGGGAUGUUGUUGACCUCCUGGAGCAUAGCCAGACAUAUCAGCCCAUUCAUUCAUGAUUGAUGAUCUUUGUGGAAGUAGGUUGUCCUCUAUCCAUUUGCCACUAAUGUGAGACCUCAGCACCAAGCCACCAACGAUCUGUAUUUAAUUUUAACCACUAAUGUAAAGGGGUGAAGACAAACCCUGGGGAGAUUUGAGCGUUUAUAGUUUUAGCAGCACUUUCCUUUAAAUCCUACUGAGCCUAAAACUGGAACCACUGGUGUGAAACAUGAAGAGCACUGUGUCUGAUCUAAACCCGCAGCCCUGUAGCGUGGAGAUCUGAUCAAAGCGCAACAGAAAGGCUCAUUGUACGGACUGAUAGUUGAAGAGGAAACGGAGAUCAUGGUGGUGAUAACAAAAGCAGCCCAGUGACAGCUUUGAAUCCCACACCAGGAAGCAGAGGAGUGUCUAUAAAGGCUGCAGAUAUGAGUCUCCGCCAACCCACCUCCACGCUGGACAGGGCAGCCAAUAAGACAGACAACCAACUGUUCAGCCCUUUUGCCGCUUGGAUCAACAGUUUGACAAUUGGGGACUCGGAGCGUAAAUCCUCUGGCCCUCAGCAGAGAGAGCCAACGGCAGAAAUCAUUUCUGACAGUACAGGCACUGGACUUGUGCACAGAUGUGUGGUCGUGCAAAAGGACCAGCUGGGCUUCGGCUUCACCGUGUGUGGAGAGAGAGUGAAGCUGGUACAGAAUGUCCGACCAGGUGGAGCAGCAGUGAAGGCUGGUGUCCAAGAAGGGGACAGAAUCAUAAAGGUGAACGGCUCGUUGGUUGCCUCCAUGUCCCAUCAAGAGGUGGUAAAGCUCAUAAAAUCUGGAUCUUACGUCGCACUUACACUACAAGGGCCGUCUCCAUCAACCACCUCCUUGCCCUUAGAGCCCCUCGCCACUGAUCACACUCUUAAUCAAAGAUCAUCUCUGGCUGGGGAGGCUGCACCUCCUCCACCUCCACCCUUGCCCUCUGGACUGAGCAGCACCCCCUCCCAAAGGAUCACAGGACCCAAACCACUACAAGACCCACAAGUACAAAAACAUGCGACUCAGAUACUCAGGAAAAUGCUGGAGCAGGAAGAGGCCGAGCUGCAGGACUUGAUGGAUGAGCAGCUGAGGAACCCGUCGCCAUUGCUGGAGGAGCGAAUUGAAAGCGCCAAGAGGAGAGCUCACCAAGUCAGAGUCAAGAUUCAGCAAGAUGUGGAGGGAACGAGGUCAGAAUCUGUCACAGGCUACUUCAUAGCAGGAGAAGGGCGACAAUCAAUAGACUCCAGUGAAGGAGACAUGGAGGCCUUUGAGAGUCCCCACUCCUCCCCCUCAUUUUCCUUCAGGACCCCCCUGCACCGGCGCCAGACGUCCGACAUAUCCACCUUAUCUGAUUUGGGUGGAAAGGCUCAGAUCAUCGGGCCCGAGGAGGAAGAUGAAGAAUAUGACGGCUAUGCAUUUAAUGAGAUGGACGGUCCAUACCAAGAUAUUGAGCUGUUAAAGGCACGACCAGCACACAUGGCAGUGUUCAUGAGAUAUGUCUUUACCCAGCUUCUGGAUCCCAACCCUCUGCUGUUCUACCUGUCUGUGGAGGCUUACCUCGGCUCCCUUCCUAAAGAUGCCCGCACUCUUGCACCUCAGAUCUGCUCCCUGUUCCUGGAACCAGAUGCUCCCCUGAAGAUUAAAGUACGAGAGGAGUAUCUUGCUGAUAUCGAAAAUCGACUUCAUGCUCAGGAGGACAUCCGGGGACCUCUGUCUGAGCUGCAGCAGCUUGUGCUGCCAGAAAUCCAGGACCAGCUGCAAGACUACAGGAACAAGCAGAUGAUGGGUCUCGGUUCUCUGUUUGGAGAAGGAGACCUGCAGCACCUUGAUGGAGACACUGUGAAAGAGAAACAGGUGGUGGACAAACAAGUCACCGCCCUGUGGGAAAUACUAUCAAAGCACGAGGAGGACAGAAGUUCUCCUCUGGCUUCAGCUGUGAUCCUCUACCUGCGUCAUUCUGGGAUCAAGCCUAGAGACUCCAAGGUCUUCCCCGGCCUGACCACAGAGAAGGACAAGUGGAUCACUUUCUUAAAGUCCAAGAAGCUGAGCGGUACCAAGAAGGAAAAAGAUGGAGAGGAUAAAAAGAGAAAUCCCAUCCUGAAGUACAUCGGCAAACCCCGGACCACAUCCCAGUCCACAUUCCAUGUCCCGCUGUCACCCACCGAAGUCCGGCCUGGCAGCGUGCGGAACAUCAUUCAGCAGUUUGAGAAUAGCACCGAGACCGGCGAGGAAGUCAGCGACGGCGCUGACCCGCAAAGGCUCUCCUCCAGCAGCCUCGGGGAUGAAAUGGACAGCCCUCUACCAGUUCGCCUGGCUCGCAGCGAGUCACUAAAGGCUCAGGGAGAAGGGCGACGGCGGGGCGGCACCUCAGGAGCAGAGUCUGUGCCCCGCUCUCGUAGCGAUGUGGACAUGGAGGACUGCGCAGAUGAGAGGGACGGGCCAGGCCUGAGGCCUCUGCAGCACAGCGCCUCGUCCUCUGCAUCCAGCAACUCUGCACGGUCUCUAGAGAACCCUACACCCCCAUACACCCCUCGGUCUAGACGCAGGAGCGUGGAGUCGCCGCUGGCCCUGCUACCCGAUGCUGCAGCACUGGAGGAUGACGUGAUGGAUAGUAAGACCUGGCAGGAGACUGUUACCCCUCAGCUCCUUGCAACACUCAGCCCCAGUGAGGUGGAUAGACAGGCUGUCAUAUACGAGCUGUUCACCACUGAGGUGUCCCACCUGCGAACCUUACGGGUCCUGGACCAGGUUUUCUAUCAGAAGAUGAGGACUGUCCUGAACUCUGACGAGCUGGCCUGCAUCUUCCCCAACUUGCCUCAAGUCUACGAGCUCCACGCGAGUCUGUGUGAGGCGAUGAAGAAGCGAAGAGAAUCGCCGAUUGUUCAGGACAUCGGGGAUGUGAUGCUGACCAGGUUUGAAGGGGCAGCCGGAGACGAGUUUCAGGAACAAGCGUCCCAGCUGUGCUGCCAGCAGUCUCAGGCUCUCGAGCUCAUUAAGAGCAAACAGCGUAAAGACCCUCGCUUCGCUCACAUUAUCCAGGAGUGUGAGGCGAGUCCUCACUGCCGCAGGUUACAGCUCAAAGACCUGCUGGUGUCAGAGAUGCAGAGACUCACCAAGUACCCGCUGCUGCUGGACAAAAUCGUUAAAUACACAGAAGCGGGCUCAUCAGAUUUGCCCUUGCUCCAGCGAGCGCACGCGUGUUGCCGAGGGAUACUGCAGAGCGUCAAUGAGGACGUUAGGGAAUCGGAGCACCGGCAGCGCCUCAGCGAGUACCAGUGCAGGCUGGAUGCUGCUCCUCAGUUCAAGAAUGUGGACCUCACCACGAAGAGAAUGAUCCAUGAAGGUCCUCUCACCUGGAAAGUUAACAAAGAAAAGCUGAUAGAGAUCCAAGCGCUGCUGCUGUCAGACUGCCUCGUCCUCCUUCAGAAGGGCCCGGACGACCGCCUACAGCUGCGAAAUCAUUCCAGCAGAUUGGGUGGAGGCGGGGGAGGCAGCGGUGACAGCAAGACCUCUUUCAGCCCUCUAGUGAACCUGGCGUCGCUGCUUGUUCGCCCGGUAGCUACAGACAAGAAAGCUCUUUACAUCAUCAGCACCACAGAUAUGCAGAUCUAUGAGCUGGUGGCUGCAACAACAUCCAAGAAGGAGACCUGGAAAGAUUUACUGGAAAAGGCCAUCUCUGCCGCCGGCGGAUCGUCACCUCUGAUGAAUCACAGCUCGAUACCCAUGUCGUCCCCGAGUCUACGCAGUUCUUCCCCCGCCUCAACUGGCAGCAAUGCCUACGGAGAUAACUCGAUGACGGAGCAGUCAGACUCCACGGAGACUCAUUCCAACAGCGACGAGCCCGCGAUCUCCCACAGUACGCCUGUGGACCAAUCGCAAGCUUUUCUCAAAGGACAAGGCGUGGCGGAGGCCGCUCUGCAAGACGUUGAAACCCUGCGGCAGCUCAUAUUACAAGAUUUCCGAGAGGACUGUUGGAGCCACGAUUCAGAUGAUACACCCACCAAUGAGACGGCCGCUGAAAGCAACUCAUUCACAGAGAGGCAGCGACCGGAGUCUCUGGAGACGGUCCUCAGCUGCUGCACCGAUGAAUGGGAGGCGGAGCCAGAAGAGCUGCUGCUUGCAAAAGCACCCAAACCUCAGGUUGUGAGGAAAGCUGUGGUUGCGGGUCCUCCUCCUUCUUCUUCUUCUGUCGCUGAAGACAUCACUGAUGAUGUCACCCUCCCCUCCAAUCAGUCAUCCAAGUCAAGAAGCGAGGCCAAAAAGCAGGGAAAUACCUUCUACCUGGUCAUGCCCAUAGAACAGGGCGAGAGCAUGACUGAAGAUCUCAACGACCCCCCUACACCCACCGCCAGCCACUUCCCUCCACCUGUAGAGGAAAUGACGUUGCCACAGACGCAGAUGGAAGAAGAGCCGGUAGCCCGCGGCCCGGAGGCCAACCAAUCAGAGACUAUGCAACUAGAACAGGAAAAAGAAACAGGCCAUUUGCAGGCUGCGCAACACACUCACGUAAUCAGAAACGUGGAUGAGAUUUUUCACACGAUUGAGGAGCUGAUGACCAAGUUGCGCCACCUGAAGGAGAUAGAGAAGGCCCACUAUAAGCUUCUGGAAACUCUCAGAGAGUCCUCCAUCAGUCAGGAGUCUGAGGACCAGCAGUGUCGCUCGGCAACAGUCUCCAGGACGCCGUCUCUGGAUCGUAGCUCAGGAGAUGGCAAAGAGAGCAGACCUGCGGAGCCCAAAAUCCUGUCGACUGGAUUCUGAUGCGGCUGCAUGGUAAAUCCAUUUGCAGUCGCUUAAUCUUGAUUGGCAGUCUGACGUAGCUAUCCACUUAGACCCGGUUCCACUCACCCAUCAGCCCCGUGUGCACCAGCCUGUGGCGCAGAACAUCAAAAAGCCCGUCACCAUUUCUUUGUUUCUGUUGCCCUGAUAUAACAGGAAGGUGAACUGACUCAUCGAGGUUUCUGAGCUCAGUAAGCGCAGAAUGAACGGAGUCCACGGAAGUUGAGGAAUAAAUACGAAGGAAAGGAAGAAAAAAGCAGAAGACAAGUUGACUGUGGAAGAGAGAAGUUGGAAAAAUUGAAAGUGGAAAUGUGAGCAAGUUUGGAUAUUUGUGAAGGAAAGAAGUGUUCAUGUAAUGCUUUUGGAGAACUGGUUGAAGGAACAGAGCAGCAAAAAUGUUUAAAUGUUAAUUUAAAGAAGAAGAAAAAAAAAAAUCAGAGGGACCCGUCACCCCAGCACUUUACCCACAACGCACCUGUCUGUCAUGUACGUCCUCUACAGCGGACAGAUCAGGGACUGAAGGAUUCAGGCUUCAUUUAGGGAGGGUGGGGUGGAGGGCUGAGACUGCCUCCUGAUGGGGUCUCCCUCCCCCUCCCCCUUCGCUGUUUGCUUUACACCGACUUCACCUGCCACCUCGGCCGAAGGACUGUGUCUAUAUAAUUCAGGUUAUUUGCACUGGGUAAGGAAACACACACACGAGCAUAGCCGAACUCUCAUUCAUCUCCUACACCGACUGUGGAAGAAACUCUUAAUUCAUUUCGUUCACACGCCUUCUUUGAAGCAACAGGAAGGCUUUCAUCAGUGCAACAUGUUUCACAUUUUUGUAUUUUGGAAACAGUACUACGCUGUUUACUACUGAAAAUGCUGGCAGGAUUUAUUUUCAGCGCCGCUUCAGGGGCGCACAGGGAUCUCAGCGGUUCUUACGUGCUCAGCGGAUUCAUGCAGUUGCUCGACCGUGUACAGCUGUUGGAACGUUUUGGGGAGAUUUACAGUAUGUUGAGGUGAGACUCAAACCUGGGAUGAUUCAAACUUAAGAAACUUGAAUUUUCACCAAGAACCUGUUGCCAAAUAACCAGACUGGCGUCGCCUGUCUACACUUUAGGGUUUAACUGUGCAUCCCUCUCUAGUGUUUUGUGUAUAUGUGUAGUGACCCACCACGGUGAAUACUGCGAACCAGCAACUUCUACCCAUUUAAUAUUAAACCCAUAAGUAGUGUUUAUAUCCUCCCAGGCCUACACUAAGCCAUGAAAACGACUGCGCUCCACCCCCACUCCAAGCACACAUCCACUUUGAAAUUGUGGAAGAUUAAAAGCUUUGUAAGAACCUUCUGACAUUUUACGGGAAAACACUCAGUUUCGUUGCCUUAGCAGGUGGUUAGCGGAGCUUAGCAUCAAAACUGGAAGCUGGGCUUGACCAAAAGUAAGCAAACCCACCUGCUAGCACCUCCAAGAGCCAAUUUUCACAUCUGAACUCAGCACAGCAUUGGGAGAAUCAAGUCAGGAUCGUUGUCCAAAUUAGUUUGCCUUUUCUCACAUGUAGCGCACAACGGGAUAUUUUCACAACUGGAAACACUCAGUCUGGACUUAGUGGGCGCUACCUGGUUUGCAGAUAUAGUAAAUGGGAUAUGUGGUGCUCUCUAGUUAGCACACUGUGAACUAUUUGGAUUAUUACCUACUCUGUUCUCACUGAGCUUAGCAGGUGGGUUUGUUGCUUCUGGGAGGAGCCAGACUGGCUCUUUCAAGUCCUCAUGCUAAGCUAAGCUGGCUAGCUGUUAGCUUAAGUUCUGUAUUCAAAGCACAUACGUGAGACUGGUGAUGGUCUACACAUCGAGGUGUGUUUCCCAGAAGUCAGGCCGUUCCUUUAACUAUUUUUGGGAACAUAUUUAGGAUUGUUUUAUUGCUACUGACAUUCAAAUUUUUUGUUGAACGCCUUGUUUGAGGCACAUCUAACCAGCAAUGACUGACACUAAAGCCAAGUGAUUUUUCUCUAUUCUGUCCUUUUUCUCUCAAACUACAUCUGUCUGGUACUAAUUCUAAUACACGGCAGGACAAAAUGUGUAUUUUAAACUGCAACUAAAUAGCAGUUUAAGUGUUUUUUUGUUUUUUGUUUUUUGUUUGUUGCCUCUUUAAUGCUCAUCGCGCUGGGCAGAAACACACCGCGCUGAAUUUGAUUUGAGCUGGUUUCAAAUACUAACUGAGGAGUGAGUAACCCUGAUUACAAGCUCCAUAACUAAUCCUAACACUAAACUGAUCAAAACCAGGAGCAGAUUCAGUCGUUCGCACUGUCAGAUUCUGCCAUUUGAACGGAUGUUUCACUGCCCAGUGGAAGGUUUUUGCUCUUCAGCCACCAACACUGUGUAGGAGAACGUGUGACUGUCAAAUCACACGUGUACAAAACAUUAAAUGCAAAUUUUAAAAAAAAGAAGAGAGAUGAUUAAAGCAGCGUUACUUAAUGCCAGGAUGGCUGAUUUUUCUUUUCACAGCUGUAUGAAAUUUGUGCUAAAAUGUAAAAAUGUUUCACCAAAGUGAUUUUUUUUUUUUAACUCCAAAGGUGUUUAAGGGAACACGUUUUUUUGUUUUCUUUAUUCACAUUUUGGCGGCUGAGUUUCAAGCACUUCAGACCAAGAGACUGACAUUAUUACUAUUAAACUUUAAAAUCACUAUUUUUAACACCUUUUCACAUCGAGCUGUCAGCACACAGUUUUCACACUCUACAUUUUAUUUAUAAUUAAAAAACAAACACAAAGCACCAAAUGGUCUGAGCUGGUUGAAUGCUAAUCUUUUCUUUUCUGCACAUCUUUCGGUGUACUGUCCUCUUUGUUCCUCCACAGCGUUUUCUAAUUCCUACCUCUACACUUUCCUUUUAGUGAUUUCCUUAUCAUUUUUACGUCAGCGCCGCAGCCCUAAUGGCUGGAAAGAAGCUAGAAUUGAUUCCAUUGUUUAAAAAGAAGAAAAAAAAAAUCUUGCACAGACAAAAGUUCCCUGCACAGUGCAAACUACUGUAUGCAUAAACACAUCAAUAACUAUCAUCUCAUUCUUUAUUUUUGUCUUUUUUUAAAAAAGAAGAAAUCUUGUUCACAUGUAAUAUAGAGAUCAACCCACUUGUUUUAUAUACGUUAAUUUUUUUUUCUGUAAAGCGUUAGUCAUUGUAUUUGAUUUUAUUUUUGUAGAUAUAAAAAAAUGAUGUAUA
Maylandia zebra (zebra mbuna) is the source of this 9253-nucleotide messenger RNA. It is a transcript of the gene arhgef11, whose product is annotated as Rho guanine nucleotide exchange factor (GEF) 11. Gene Ontology annotation, biological process: G protein-coupled receptor signaling pathway. Lineage: Eukaryota; Metazoa; Chordata; Actinopteri; Cichliformes; Cichlidae. Gene Ontology annotation, cellular component: cytoplasm. Gene Ontology annotation, molecular function: guanyl-nucleotide exchange factor activity; G protein-coupled receptor binding. The record is from RefSeq and is a predicted model, not a curated record.